CAGUAAAGUGUAAGAUAAACACAAUUCAAUUUUGAUACUAUGGCAUCAAUUCCUGCACAGAUUUUAAAAACAGGACGUGUUAAUAUUAGAAAAUCUACCAUAAUAACAAGGUUACAAUAAGUGUAGGUAAAUGGAUACUUACAGUUACAAGAAUGGCUCAGAAUAUGAAGACAUAGAUACUGCAACAACACCGUUCAUUAAUACAAUAUGGAUAUCCAAAGAUUGUUCCGAAAUCAUUUUGAAGUCUUCAGCGGUGUUGCCGGUGGUUAUAUUCGGAAUAUUUGGAAACGUGAUGGUCAUUCACGUUUUAUGGAAAAAUUUAAAAAUCCGAACACCAACCAAUUUACUGAUUGGAAAUAUGGCGGCUGCUGAUUUGUUAUCGCUUCUAAUUCAUCCCUGGGUGACGUUAACUUACGAUUUUUUUCAGAAUUAUCAGCUAGGAGUGAUUGGGUGUAAAGGAGAAGGACCAGCAGAAUGUUCUAUCCUAAUUGCAAGUGUAAUCAGUAUGUCCGCUAUUACCUACGAUCGAUUAACAGCUAUAGUUUUACCUAGAGAAACUCGAAUAACCAAAAAAAUGGCGAAGACGCUGAUGGCAAUCACUUGGAUUGUAGGACUGUUACUGUCUGUCCCAAUAUUCUUAAAUAGAACUUACAAGGAACGACAAUGGCUGAACUUUUUGGAGAAAUAUUGUACAGAAAAUUUAGUGGUUAUUAAUAUUUAUUGGUAUGUAAUUAUAACUGUAAUGGUUUGGAUACCCUUGAUUAUCCAAAUACUUUGUUAUAUAUCUAUUUUUCUAAAGCUGGAUAAAUAUGAAAAAAUUGCUAUUCAAAAACUUGGACAGCAACAUAUCAGUUACAAGAAAAAAGCUGCAAUAAUGAUGUUCAUAGUUACAAUAGUCUUUAUGUUUUGUAGACUUCCAUUUACGGCGUUUAUAAUUUACCGCCAUCAGCUAAUAAAAGGAAAAAAAUUAGGUGCUUCGACUGAUGUUAAAUAUCAAGUAAAUCAGUUAUACUACGUGCUAUGGUUUGUUUCCAAAUAUCUAAUAUUCAUCAAUUGCGCUAUAAAUCCACUAAUAUACGGCGUCACAAAUGAACAAUUUCUAAGAGCCUUCAAGUCUACGAAAUUAGCGAAAUGGAUGUUUAGUCGAUGCAGCACAAGGAUCACAUCUAUAUUUAUUAUUUUCAAGAAAAAACCGCGUAUUCAAGAAGAGAAUGUAAUUUCUACUAAAAAAACUUAUGUAAACACGUAUUUAUAAAUUUAUUUGGCUG
This is a messenger RNA of Psylliodes chrysocephalus, 1268 nucleotides long. Lineage: Eukaryota; Metazoa; Arthropoda; Insecta; Coleoptera; Chrysomelidae. The record is from the annotation of a GenBank genome assembly.